Coregonus sp. 'balchen' is the source of this 13744-nucleotide messenger RNA. NCBI's taxonomy places the organism in Eukaryota, Metazoa, Chordata, Actinopteri, Salmoniformes, Salmonidae. The record is from the annotation of a GenBank genome assembly.
AUGGUAGCGAGGAAUGGGACGGGUCUGGACGACAAGAAGCUUACGUUGUUCUACUCCCUCACCGUGUCUGUGUUUGCCAUCGGGGGUAUGGUGGGCAGCCUCAUGGUGGGCAUACUUGUCACCAGAUUUGGAAGGUAAGACUUAACCCCAAGUCUUAGGCUUGCCCCUCCAGCCAUAAUUGACAUACAGUGGGGGAAAAAAAGUAUUUAGUCAGCCACCAAUUGUGCAAGUUCUCCCACUUAAAAAGAUGAGAGAGGCCUGUAAUUUUCAUCAGAGGUACACGUCAACUAUGACAGACAAAUUGAGGAAAAAAAACCCCAGAAAAUCACAUUGUAGGAUUUUUAAUGAAUUUAUUUGCAAAUUAUGGUGGAAAAUAAGUAUUUGGUCACCUACAAACAAGCAAGAUUUCUGGCUCUCACAGACCUGUAACUUCUUCUUUAAGAGGCUCCUCUGUCCUCCACUCGUUACCUGUAUUAAUGGCACCUGUUUGAACUUGUUAUCAGUAUAAAAGACACCUGUCCACAACCUCAAACAGUCACACUCCAAACUCCACUAUGGCCAAGACCAAAGAGCUGUCAACGGACAGCAGAAACAAAAUUGUAGACCUGCACCAGGCUGGGAAGACUGAAUCUGCAAUAGGUAAGCAGCUUGGUUUGAAGAAAUCAACUGUGGGAGCAAUUAUUAGGAAAUGGAAGACAUACAAGACCACUGAUAAUCUCCCUCGAUCUGGGGCUCCACGCAAGAUCUCACCCCGUGGGGUCAAAAUGAUCACAAGAACGGUGAGCAAAAAUCCCAGAACCACACGGGGGGACAUAGUGAAUGACCUGCAGAGAGCUGGGACCAAAGUAACAAAGCCUACCAUCAGUAACACACUACGCCGCCAGGGACUCAAAUCCUGCAGUGCCAGACGUGUCCCCCUGCUUAAGCCAGUACAUGUCCAGGCCCGUCUGAAGUUUGCUAGAGUGCAUUUGGAUGAUCCAGAAGAGGAUUGGGAGAAUGUCAUAUGGUCAGAUGAAACCAAAAUAGAACCUUUUGGUAAAAACUCAACUCGUUGUGUUUGGAGGACAAAGAAUGCUGAGUUGCAUCCAAAGAACACCAUACCUACUGUGAAGCAUGGGGGUGGAAACAUCAUGCUUUGGGGCUGUUUUUCUGCAAAGGGACCAGGACGACUGAUCCGUGUAAAGGAAAGAAUGAAUGGGGCCAUGUAUCGUGAGAUUUUGAGUGAAAACCUCCUUCCAUCAGCAAGGGCAUUGAAGAUGAAACGUGGCUGGGUCUUUCAGCAUGACAAUGAUCCCAAACACACCGCCCGGGCAACGAAGGAGUGGCUUCGUAAGAAGCAUUUCAAGGUCCUGGAGUGGCCUAGCCAGUCUCCAGAUCUCAACCCCAUAGAAAAUCUUUGGAGGGAGUUGAAUGUCCGUGUUGCCCAGCGACAGCCCCAAAACAUCACUGCUCUAGAGGAGAUCUGCAUGGAGGAAUGGGCCAAAAUACCAGCAACAGUGUGUGAAAACCUUGUGAAAACUUACAGAAAACAUUUGACCUGUGUCAUUGCCAACAAAGGGUAUAUAACAAAGUAUUGAGAAACUUUUGUUAUUGACCAAAUACUUAUUUUCCACCAUAAUUUGCAAAUAAAUUCAUUAAAAAUCCUACAAUGUGAUUUUCUGGAAUUUUUUUCCUAAUUUUGUCUGUCAUAGUUGACGUGUACCUAUGAUGAAAAUUACAGGCCUCUCUCAUCUUUUUAAGUGGGAGAACUUGCACAAUUGGUGGCUGACUAAAUACUUUUUCCCCCACUGUAACGCCAUUGACAUACGCCAUUGACAUAAUGUCAAUGACAUAACUUAAUUGACAUGCAGUGCCUAUAAAAAGUCUACACCACCUUGAACGUUUUUCCAAUUUUGCUGCCUUAAAAUGAAAUCUAAAAAUGGACUAAAUUAUAUAUGUUUUCCUACAGAUCUACACAUCCUACUCCACAUUUUCAAAGAGAAAGAAAGUUAUAGAACAUUUUCCAAAUCAAUAAAAAAUUAUAAUAAAAAAUAUAUAUAAUAAUUGGAUGUCUCCACCCCCCUGAGUUAAUACUUGAUGGAAGCACAUUUGGCAGCCAUUACAGCUGUGGAUCAUUUUAAAUAAGAUUAUUCCAACUUUGCACAAGUCUUAGGGCAACAUACUGUAUAUUCAUUGUUUUUGUCAAACUUGCUCAAGCUCAUUAAAUUUGGUUGGGAAUCACUGAUGGCCAGCAAUAUUCAAACCUUGUCUCUGAUUUUCAAGCACAUUUAAGUCAGGACUGAGACUAGACCACUCAGGAACACUUAACACCUCCUGGAAAGUCAUUCUGGUGUGUCUUUGUCAUAAAAAUCUGUGUAAUUGUCUUGCUGAAAAAUAAAACUCUAUCCCAGGGUCAGGUAUUCAGAAGACUGAGGUGGGUGUUCCUCAAACCUUUUACGUGGGCUUUGCUCCUUUCAUAUUUAUUUUGAUCCUCACAAACUCCCCAGUCCCUGCCAGUGACAAGCAUACCCAUAACAUGAUGCAUUUUAGGCGAAAAUUGAAAAAAAGGGUUAGAUCCUUAAGAGGUUAAGGUUUGUAGAAGGUUUCUCAGGCUGAUUGUUCUGCUGUCUACAGGAAAGGGACCCUGGUGAGAAUCACAUGUCUGGUGUUCAUAGCUGGAGCCUUCAUGGGCUUCAGCAGGACCUUCGGCUCUCCAGAGAUGAUCAUUGUUGGACGCUUCAUCACAGGGGUACACUCAGGUAAUGCAGUAACAGAGAAUAAUGCCAUUAUGUCCUACCGUCCUUAACAAAUGAAGUAAGGAUUAGGAAACACUAUUUGAGGGGGUAAUCAUAAGGAAAAAGCAAAAACAGGUUUUUAGAAAUGUGUGCUAAUUUAUCAAAAAAUUAAAUAACACAUUUACAUAAGUAUUCUGACCAUUUACUCAGUACUUUGUUGAAGCACCUUUGGCAGCGAUUACAGCCUCGAGUCUUCUUGGGUAUGACGCCACAAGCUUGGCACAUCUUUAUUUGGGGAGUUUCUCCCAUUCUCUGCAGAUCCUCUCAAGCUCUGUCAGGUUGGAUGGGGAGCGUUGCUGCACAGCUACAGUGCAGCAACGCUCCCCAUCCAACCUGAGUAAAGGGUCUGAGUAAAGGGUCUGAAUAAUUAUGUAAAUGUGAUAUUUCCGUUUUUUUUAUUGUAUAAAUUUGCUAACAUUUCAAAAAUGCGGUUUUUACUUUGUCAUUAUGGGAUAAUGUGUGUAGAUUGAUGAGGAAAACAACAAUUUAAUCAAAUUUAGAAUAAGGCUGUAACACAUUUUUUUGUUGAAAAAGUGAAGGAGUCUGAAUGCUUUCCGAAUGCACUGUAACUUGACACUUGACACAAGUGCGCAUAGGCAUCUCUCUCUCGCUCUCUCGCUCUCUCUCUCUCUACCACACCUGCUGUCUCGACCUCUGAAUGCUCGGCUAUGAAAAGUCAACUGACAUUUACUCUUGAGGUGCUGACUUGUUGCACCCUCUAUAACCAUUGUGAUUAUUAUUUCACCCUGCUGGUCAUCUAUGAACCUUUGAACAUCAUGAAGAACUAUCUAGCCUUAAUGACCAUGUACUCUUAUAAUCUCCACCGGCAUAGCAAGAAGAGGACUGGCCACCCCUCAGAGUCUGGUUCCUCUCUAGGUUUCUUCCUAGGUUCCUGCCUUUCUAGGGAGUUUUUCCUAGACACCAUGCUUCUACAUCUGCAUUGCUCGCACUUUGGGGUUUUAGGCUGGGUUUUGGUAUAAGCAUUUUGUGACAUCUGCUGAUGUAAAAAGGACUUUAAAUAAAUACAUUUGAUUGAAUUUGAUUUAUGCAUUUCUGUGUUGUGUUUUACUUAUCUAAAUGAAUCUUUAUCAGGUCUUCUGUCUGUUGCUCUACAACACAUUAUCAGCUCUUAUCAGCAACAAUUCUAGCUGUAAGGUUAACUGCUAGUGCUGAAUCUGGUCUGUGUACUGUCCAUAUCCCCCUCCCUCCAGGUAUCUUUUUGAGUGUGGUACCUAUGUACCUGGGGGAGAUAGCACCUAAGAACCUGUAUGACCUCUCACCUCUGUUCCCCUCCCUCCAGGUAUCUCUCUGAGUGUGGUGCCAAUGUAUCUUGGAGAGAUAGCACCUAAGAACCUGCGAGGCUUCCUGGGCCUCGUGCCUAGCAUCUUUAUCUGUCUAGGAGUCUUCAUCGCUCAGAUCCUGGGGCUACAUGAACUACUCGGAAAGGUGCAGUAAAAUCUUAUCCUUAAUAUCUUAGUUCAUAGUUAAUCUUCUUUGUUGGUCUUUUCUUUGGCGUAAAUAGAUAAAGAAGGCACCUUCUGAAGAGGUACAAACAAAUGAAACUUAACCUCUUCAACUCUGGCGCCCUCUGGUGGCAUUUUCUAAACGCUGCAUAAUAUUGUAUACUACCCUCAUAAAGUACAUUUCGGUUUCAAAACUAUAAGUCCUACAAACACAUGCUUAGUACUGUUACAAAGGUAAGAACUGUGGGAUUCUGAUAAAGUUGAAACGAUGUGACUACUACAGAGCCCGAGAUGCAGCAGGCCUAAACCCCCUGAAAUGUACAGUUUUUUUUCUACAUGGUAGACUCAUCUUUUACGAUGAUCUCCAUUCAGCAGACUAUUUGGCUGCUUUUCAUUCCAGAGAAUAUUUAAAAGAAACUCAUAUUGACCUCUUGCUGACCCUAUAUCCUUUGGCCUCUGACCCCUCAACAGGAAGAGCACUGGCCCCUCUUCCUGUCUCUGGUGGUGAUCCCCACCAUGUUCCAGCUGAUGCUGUUGCCGUGGUUCCCAGAGAGCCCGCGGUACUUGCUCAUAGAGAAGAGGAACGUCCAUGCCACCAUCACAGGUGAGGAGGCUCCGUCCAUUAGGGGGAUACAGUUGAUAGUUGAGUUCUUUCUUUCUUUCUUUUUUUUCUCUCCUUUUUUAUUUAUUUCUGGGCAUAUAGACUAGACUGUAACAUACCUAAAUGACCUGAAUUGCUAUUGUAAGGAGUAUUAUUCAAAGAGAUGCACAUUUUUCUGUUUGUUUGGUUUUUUGGGAAAAGCUGUAACCACAGACCAAUACAACAAAGACUUGUAUUUCAAUACUAUCCAUACUGUAUACAACCCUAGCUGUGCUGUACUCACCAGUUUAGUAAACUGAACUUCUCUCCCCAGCUCUGAAGUGGUACCGGUCCAAAGCAAACAUCCAGGCGGAGAUCGAGGAGAUGCAGGAGGAGCAGCGGUCCAUGUCCUCGGUCCAGACCGUGUCGGUCAUCGGCCUGCUGAAGGACCGGAGCGUCCGAUGGCAGGUCAUCACUAUAGUGGUGGUCAAUAUCGGCAUGCAGCUGUCCGGUAUCGACGCGGUGGGUCAGUGUGUGUUUGUCCAUACAUGCAUGCAUACAUGCAGGAGAGUAUGUGUCCGUGUGUGUGUAUACACCAUAUGCCCCUAUCACCACCUGUUCUCAGCUGUACAUGAUAAAUCCCUCAUCACCACCACCACCAUAUAUUACAGCCUCACUUAGAACCACUGGUGCUGAGUGACAAAGCAGGAGCACGCCUCAUUACUGUACAAUACACCCUAGACACACACACACAUCCUUAUUUCAUAGUCCAAAUGGAUCCCCACACACACUGGUCCUAGUGAUAAGGGCCCUUGGCCCUUCAGCACCAUGUGGAUAAGCACUGGUCUACAUGGUCUCAUGCUGGUCCCCAUUUCACAGCACGGCCACGCUAUGCUGAUUUUUACUGUCGCAGCUGUUCCAGACACGGAACACAACAGCUCUAAUGUGAUAUCAAAUAACCCCAAUGUCCACCUUUUAAAUUCCGAGGUCUUUACAACCCAUUUUCUGCUUGGUGAUACUAGAUACUAGAAGUCCAAUCAGAAUUCUACACAGGGAUGGGCAAAUACCAGUGUGUGGAUAUGACAUAUGUUAAUGAGUGGGUGGAAAGAUCCAUAUACAGUGGGGAGAAGCAAGUAUUUGAUAAACUGCCGAUUUUGCAGGUUUUCCUACUUACAAAGCAUGUAGAGGUCUGUAAUUUUUAUCAUAGGUACACUUCAACUGUGAGAGACGGAAUCUAAAACCAAAUUCCAGAAAAUCACAUUGUAUGAUUUUUAAGUAAUUAAUUUGCAUUUUAUUGCAUGACAUAAGUAUUUGAUCACCUACCAACCAGUAAGAAUUCCGUCUCUCACAGACCUGUUAGUUUUUCUUUAAGAAGCCCUCCUGUUCUCCACUCAUUACCUGUAUUAACUGCACCUGUUUGAACUUGUUACCUGUAUAAAAGACACCUGUCCACACACUCAAUCAAACAGACUCCAACCUCUCCACAAUGGCCAAGACCAGAGAGCUGUGUAAGGACAUCAGGGAUAAAAUUGUAGACCUGCACAAGGCUGGGAUGGGCUACAGGACAAUAGGCAAGCAGCUUGGUGAGAAGGCAACAACUGUUGGCGCAAUUAUUAGAAAAUGGAAGAAGUUCAAGAUGACGGUCAAUCACCCUCGGUCUGGGGCUCCAUGCAAGAUCUCACCUCGUGGGGCAUCAAUGAUCAUGAGGAUGGUGAGGGAUCAGCCCAGAACUACACGGCAGGACCUGGUCAAUGACCUGAAGAGAGCUGGGACCACAGUCUCAAAGAAAACCAUUAGUAACACACUACGCCGUCAUGGAUUAAAAUCCUGCAGCACACACAAGGUCCCCCUGCUCAAGCCAGCGCAUGUCCAGGUCCGUCUGAAGUUUGCCAAUUACCAUCUGGAUGAUCCAGAGGAGGAAUGGGAGAAGGUCAUUUUUUUAUUUUAUUUUUUUGUCAUUUAGCAGACGCUCUUAUCCAGAGCGACUUACAUUAGCAAUUAGGGUUAAGUGCCUUGCUCAAGGGCACAUCGACAGAUCUUUCACCUAGUCGGCUCGGGGAUUAGAACCAGCGACCUUUCGGUUACUGGCACAACGCUCUUAACCACUAAGCUACCUGCCGCCCCAUGUGGUCUGAUGAGACAAAAAUAGAGAUUUUUGGUCUAAACUCCAUUCGCCGUGUUUGGAGGAAGAAGAAGGAUGAGUACAACCCCAAGAACACCAUCCCAACCGUGAAGCAUGGAGGUGGAAACAUCAUUCUUUGGGGAUGCUUUUCUGCAAAGGGGACAGGACGACUGCACCGUAUUGAGGGGAGGAUGGAUGGGGCCAUGUAUCGCGAGAUCUUGGCCAACAACCUCCUUCCCUCAGUAAGAGCAUUGAAGAUGGGUCGUGGCUGGGUCUUCCAGCAUGACAACGACCUGAAACACACAGCCAGGGCAACUAAGGAGUGGCUCCGUAAGAAGCAUCUCAAGGUCCUGGAGUGGCCUAGCCAGUCUCCAGACCUGAACCCAAUAGAAAAUCUUUGGAGGGAGCUGAAAGUCCGUAUUGCCCAAUGACAGCCCCAAAACCUGAAGGAUCUGGAGAAGGUCUGUAUGGAGGAGUGGGCCAAAAUCCCUGCUGCAGUGUGUGCAAACCUGGUCAAGACCUACAGGAAACGUAUGAUCUCUGUAAUUGCAAACAAAGGUUUCUGUACCAAAUAUUAAGUUCUGCUUUUCUGAUGUAUCAAAUACUUAUGUCAUGCAAUAAAAUGCUAAUUAAUUACUUAAAAAUCAUACAAUGUGAUUUUCUGGAUUUUUGUUUUAGAUUCCGUCUCUCACAGUUGAAGUGUACCUAUGAUAAAAAUUACAGACCUCUACAUGCUUUGUAAGUAGGAAAACCUGCAAAAUCGGCAGUGUAUCAAAUACUUGUUCUCCCCACUGUAUGUGUAUGGAUGGUUACUGAAACCAACUAUAUGUGUUUAUUUCAUCUACUUUUCCUGAUCUUGUCCGUUUUAGAGGAUGUGUGUUGCUGUAGUGAAGUAUGAUGAAUGAGAUGGUGCCAUUCAUUCAUUUCACUGGGAAUACUAUAAGUCAACGUUGACAUAUUGGAACACAGCAUUGAUUAAAUAUAUCUGAUUUGACAGAUGGUACCCUUACGAAAAAAGAUUGCAGUCAGAGUGCAGUAUAACUGCAGUACACUGUAGUAUAACUGUAGUUAGGGGGCAGUAUAACUUCAGUAUGCUGCAAAUACUGCAUCUAAAAUAACACUGUUUUUUUAUACUGCAGUAAUUUUGCAGUGUAACUGCAGUUACAGUGUAGUAUAAAUGCAGUUCAACUGCAGUACACUGCAGUUAUUCUGCAAUCACUUUGUCCAAAAUACCACAGUCGACUGCAGUUACUGCACUUUUACUGCAGUUUUAAAAAUGUUUCAAUCUGUUUUUGUAAGGAUAGUCGGGAGGAUAAUGACAACAGUGAUGAUGAAUCAGACAUGAAUAGUAAGAGCUUUAGAAUGACCAUUAGCUGAACGUUGUAUAUUUGUUUAUCCAGGUUGAAACAGACGGCCAUGUUUAAUAUGUACACUCAGUUACUAAUGUUGUUGUUGUUGAUGAUGAUGAUGUAAGCGCUGUACAGUCCAAAACACUGAACAAUUGAGUAUCCAAAGAACAAUGCAGCAAAGAUGUAGCCCUACAGUAUGUAUAUUCAACAACGUACAUGUUCACUACUCACAGUUCAGCUACUGAUCUACAACUGUCUCUCUUCAGAUCUGGUUCUAUACCAACGCCAUCUUUGAGAACGCAGGUAUCCCAGUCCCUCAGAUCCAGUACACCACGGUUGGAACCGGAGCCAUUGAGGUUAUCGCUGGAUGCGUAGGGGUAAGCAAGCAGUCAUUGGAUUACUGUGUGAGCACAACAGUUGAGCAUGCUAGCUUAGCCUGGUUCACCAGACUGAAAGCUACUCUCAAUGGUGAGUGACGCGUUCAGUCUGGUUUAAUCAGGCUAACAUUAGCUAGCCUACUCUAGUCUGAGGUAUUAUUAUUAUUGUCUGGUAGCUGGUGGUAAUACUGACUUCAACACUCCUUUUGGACAAGCCUGUGGGUUAGCUAUAAGGCUAUGCCUCAGGAACCGUGAAGCAUAUAGCCACUGAGAUACUAUAGUCAAACCACAGCUAUAUUAUAUACAGUAUAUGAUAUAUACAUUCUAUACAGUACGGCUCUGGUUCAGACCAUGUCUGUCCCAAAUGGCACCCUAUUCCCUAUAUAUUCUCCUAUGGUCCCUGGUCAAAAGUAGUGCACUACAAAGUAAAUAGGGUGACAUUUGGGAUGCAUCCCAUGACUACAUUUUCUAAAGAGACAUAUAGGUCAGUGGACAUACUACUGGGUGCUGAGCUAUUCCAAGAAACACCGUCUCUGGGUAGCAGUUUAAAAAAUUUCCCAUACAGAAGCAUAACAUUGACAUGUUAUGUCGUCGGCCAAUAGAAAUAACUUGUUCUCCUUUGUUCCGCCUCCAGUGCUUCAUCAUUGAACGGCUGGGCAGAAGACCUCUGAUGAUUGGUGGAUUUACCUUCAUGGGAAUUUGCUGUGCAGGGAUCACGCUCUCCCUCAUGUUCCAGGUACAUUAAUCUAUCCAUGUAGAAUCUUCCCCUAUAGAGACAGGUCUAGGAUCAGUUCACCAACCUGGAAUUCUACAUUUUCUCUGAAAAGUGAAAAUCGGAUUUCAGGUCAGUUUAUAGAAGGAAAAUGUAAUCUUCAUAUAUUCAUUACUAUUAGUCUGAAUCGUGCAGACUCUCUUUGUUGUUAGUUACUGUCUCUGUGUCUUUGACUGAGUAUAUUCAGUGACCAGUCAGUACUGUUUGUAAUGGGAUGACUGUCCUAUGGUCUCUGAUAAUGACUGUCCUAUGCUUCCAUUCACUGCCCAUUAAGUCCCACUACAUCAGUGUUGCCUGUGUGGUGGGGAUCAUCGCUGGCUUCUGUAUAGGACCAGGUAAGACAUCUACUCUGGUAGUCUGCUUGUUUGUUUAUCUCUGUCUCUCUCCUUCAAAACAGGGUUCUAUGCUCAGGAGGUAUAUAUCUCUCUCAAUAGAAGAGUGAGUACUUCCACUUUCAGCAGAAGGGGCUAUAAUACUACUAAUUUAAGUUAUUUAGCAGAUGCUGUUAUCCAGAGAAACUAGGGUUAAGUGUCUUGCUCAAGGGCACAUCAGCAGAUUUUUCACCAAGUUGGCUCAGGGAUUCAAACCAGCAACCUUUCAGUUACUGGGCCAACACGCUUAACCGCUAGGCUACCUGUAGCACUUUGAACAUUCCAUUUCAUCCAAUAGACACAGCCUGUUAUAUUCAACUAGGAAACAUUGCUCUCUGGUGGUAGAAUAUAGAAGUGCUCUUGGAAAGGCAGCCAAAACUCCCCUCACUGUUUACCCGACAUAAAUAGCUACUCUAUUGUAUUUCAUUAAUCUACUAAAUGAGGAAAUCAUAAUUGCCACGGUAACAGGAACAUCCAUUCUUACACCUAUUUGUUUGGGGCUCAUCGGCUGAACGCAACAGUAUUAGAAUGCUGAUGGUGGCUAUAAGCAUGAUGAAUUAGACCAACACUAGUUUACAUAAUGUCAUCUGUCAAGCAGGCAAAAUCCAUACAUCAAGCUCAGAUGAGGAUUUUCUGUUUGCCGCAAUUAGAUUUUCAAUGGCUCAUUGUUCAUAAUGAAUAUUUUGGUGUGUGGUGUGUGAUGAAUAUGCUUCCUUGAGACAAAAACUUGCAUUAACAAUGUGAAGGGGCCCAUAUUACUGCAUAUGUAGACUGAUUGUAGAGCCCUACUUAUUGAUUAUAUUAUCAAGCCUUCUCCCCUAUGUCAUGAUCAUGUUCAAAUAAUGAGGACUUAACUUGACACGUUCAUCAUUAGGCUUUUCCUAAUGUAUUAUUCCUCAUUCAUACUAUCUCUCAUUUCUAACCAUGAAGAAUUAGAUAUUUGUAGCAAUGAAACCAUCUAUAGAUUCUAAAUAUUAUAGAUUCAACAAUUGAGGUACAGAUGUAGGAUCGUAAUUUGAUCACUGUUUUGUUGCUGAGAAUUUUCCUGCACCGCAGGAAAUACAGAUGAGCUUGUGAUUUACAUAAAUUCACUGAAAAUCCACACUAACACACGGUUAUAUUAACAGUAUUUCACUUUUCAUGUAACCUAUUUUUGGCCAGCUAAUAGCCUAACCACCAAUCAAGCAACAUUAUGGACUAAACAUUCAAAUCCUGUUGCUGUAGGAUUAUUUGGCUGUGCCAAUACGGGACAAAUUAAGAUCCUACAUCUGUAAUUUAGCUCGUAUUACACCAAUGGAAUAUAAUGGUGGUUUUAAUCCUCAAUGUACUAUUAUUACUCUAAAGUCUUGCUGUUAUCAAUAUCAUUGGUUUGGUAGUUUGCCCAACUUCACAUGUGACUAUAACUAGUAGCCCAUGAUGUAGACUAAGGCUGUGUUCACACAGGCAGCCACGUUCUGAUAUUAUUUCCACUAAUUGUUAUUUUGACCAAUCACAUCAGAACUUUUCACAUCAGAUCUUUUUCAGAGUUGAUCUGAUUGCUCAAAAGACCAAUUAGUGAAAGAAAGAUCAGAAUUGGGUUGCCUGUCUAAAUGCAGCCAAUGUGUCUCAUUGUGUGUGUGUCUCUGUCCCUGUGUAGCUGGAGUACCCUUCCUGAUUACAGCAGAGCUGUUUAAACAGUCCCAUCGUCCAGCUGCCUACACCGUGGCAGGAUGCCUCAACUGGCUGUCCAACUUCACCAUCGGCUUUGUCUUCCCCUUCCUACAGGUCAGAACUACUGGCCUAUACAGUGAGGGAAAAAAGUGUUUGAUCCCCUGCUGAUUUUGUACGUUUGCCCACUGACAAAGAAAUUAUCAGUGUAUAAUUUUAAUGGUAGGUUUAUUUGAACAGUGAGUGACAGAAUAACAACAAAAAAAUCCAGAAAAACGCAUGUCAAAAAUGUUAUAAAUUGAUUUGCAAUUUAAUGAGGGAAAUAAGUAUUUGACCCCCUCUCAAUCAGAAAGAUUUCUGGCUCCCAUGUGUCUUUUAUACAGGUAACGAGCUGAGAUUAGGAGCACACUCUUAAAGGGAGUGCUCCUAAUAUCAGCUUGUUACCUGUAUAAAAAGACACCUGUCCACAGAAGCAAUCAAUCAAUCAGAUUCCAAACUCUCCACCAUGGCCAAGACCAAAGAGCUUUCCAAGGAUGUCAUGGACAAGAUUGUAGACCUACACAAGGCUGGAAUGGGCUACAAGACCAUCGCCAAGCAGCUUGGUGAGAAGGUGACAACAGUUGGUGCGAUUAUUCGCAAAAGGAAGAAACACAAAAUAACUGUCAAUCUCCCUCGGCCUGGGGCUCCAUGCAAGAUCUCACCUCGUGGAGUUGCAAUGAUCAUGAGAACGGUGAGGAAUCAGCCCAGAACUACACGGGAGGAUCUUGUCAAUGAUCUCAAGGCAGCUGGGACCAUAGUCACCAUGAAAACAAUUGGUAACACACUACGACGUGAAGGACUGAAAUCCUGCAGCGCCCGCAAAGUCCCCCUGCUCAAGAAAGCACAUAUACAGGGCCGUCUGAAGUUUGCCAAUGAACAUCUGAAUGAUUCAGAGGAGAACUGGGUCAAAGUGUUGUGGUCAGUUGAGACCAAAAUCGAGCUCUUUGGCAUCAACUCAACUCGCCGUGUUUGGAGGAGGAGGAAUGCUGCCUAUGACCCCAAGAACACCAUCCCCACUGUCAAACAUGGAGGUGGAAACAUUAUGCUUUGGGGGUGUUGGACGGGGCCAUGUACUGUCAAAUCUUGGGUGAGAACCUCCUUCCCUCAACUAGGGCAUUGAAAAUGGGUUGUGGAUGGGUAUUCCAGCAUGACAAUGACCCAAAACACACGGCCAAGGCAACAAAGAAGUGGCUCAAGAAGAAGCACAUUAAGGUCCUGGAGUGGCCUAGCCAGUCUCCAGACCUUAAUCCCAUAGCAAAUCUGUGGAGGGAGCUGAAGGUUCGAGUUGCCAAACGUCAGCCUCGAAACCUUAAUGACUUGGAGAAAAUCUGCAAAGAGGAGUGGGACAAAAUCCCUCCUGAGAUGUGUGCAAACCUGGUGGCCAACUACAAGAAACGUCUGACCUCUGUGAUUGCCAACAAGGGUUUUGCCACCAAGUACUAAGUCAUGUUUUGCAGAGGGGUCAAAUACUUAUUUCCCUCAUUAAAAUACAAAUCAAUUUAUACCAUUUUUGACAUGCGUUUUUCUGGAUUUUUUGUUGUUAUUCUGUCUCUCACUGUUCAAAUAAACCUACCAUUAAAAUUAUAGACUGAUCAUGUCUUUGUCAGUGGGCAAACGUACAAAAUCAGCAGGGGAUCAAAUACUUUUUUCCCUCACUGUAAUUACUCCAGUACACACGUUUUACCGCUGUAUGUUGGCAUUUUAGUCAGGCUUUUUUCACGACAGCUCUCUAUCCAGCUCCCUAUCCCCUCAAACUCCCCUCAAACUAAUCUGUAGUAGUAAAGCCUUAGUAUAGCAGUAGUAUCGUAGUAGUAUAGCAGUAGUAUAGUAGUAGUAUAGCAGUAGUAUACUAGUAGUAUAGCAGUAGUAUAUCAUAGUAUAUCAGUAGUAUAGCAGUAGUAUAGCUGUAGUAUAGUAGUAGAUAGUAGUAGAAUAUUAGCAAAUAGUACCAGAUGUUUUAAUUCAUUAUUUUAAUUGCCAUCGUCUGAAGAUCCAAUUCACAUCAUGUUCUGUUACUUUUCCCUCUAAUAAAUUAAAUUCAUUCAAUGAGCAACUCUUUCUCCACCCCCCCAGAUGUCGGCAGGGGCCUACUGCUACCUGGUGUUCUUUGGCGUGUGCAUGGCGGUGGCGGCCUACGUUUUCUUCAUCGUCCCCGAGACCAAGAACAAGACAUUUGUGGAGAUCAGCCAGAUGUUCGCAGGCCAGGAACGGCAUGCUGGAGGAGGAGAGCAGCGAGCUGGGCGUCGCUAA